AUGGUAGCGUUGAAUGUUGCCAGCCUUCAUGAUAGCCAUCUGCUACAGAAGGUCUCUACCACUUGCCACCCAAGUGGGAAGGUUACCCCACGUAAGCCUCGAAAGAAAGUGAAGGCGAUUAUCUGUGUUCUUUUUGUGGAGUUAUUUGAGAGGUUCACUUUUCUUGGGAUUGUGUGUAAUAUGAUCCUCUUUUGCACCAUCAAAUUGGGAUAUAACAAUUACCAAGCAGCCACAGUAAACCUGUGUUUUGUGGGAGCCAGUACACUCACACCUGUUCUCGCUGGAUGGCUUGCAGAGACGUGUUUGGGAAGGAAAAAAGUUCUCUACCUUUGUGCUCUACUUCAUUUCUUUGGUACAGCACUGCUCCCUGUAGUUGCAUUUCCAUUUGAGGAUUUCUACAUCGACACACACAAUAUUAUACAUCACCUUGAGCCGCAGAUACAACAUAUUCUCUUCUACACAGGACUACUGGCUGCCGCUUUUGGUAUUGGGGGGAUACGUGCUAUCCUCUGCCCACUGGGAGUCAAUAACCUUCAAGGUUAUAAUCAAAAGAAGAUACUCUCUUUUUUCAACUGGAUCUACUGGUUAAUUAAUCUGAAUUCUACAGUCAUCUUCUUGGGGAUCGCCUAUAUUCAGCAGUCUGUGGGCAAAAACCUGGGCUUUCUUAUUCCUUUCACUUCUAUUCUCUUGGGACUCAUUGGCAUACAUAUGGCACACAACAAUCUUAUCCUACAUCCCAAGAAAGGUAGUCCGUUGCUGACCACACUGGGUGUGUUUCUAAACUCUUUACAAAUGUGCUGCCUCCGUUAUCGUCAUUUGAGUGGAGAUGUGACUGACUGGCUUGAUCGUGCCAAAGAGAACAAUGGAGGAUGCUAUAGUGAGACCAAAGUGGAAAAUGUUAAGAUUCUGGUCAAGCUUUUUCCUCUUUUUGGACUGCAAUUACUCUACCGGGCUUGUAUAACUCAGAUUCCAUCAGGAUACUAUUUCCAGACAAUGCAUUCAAACCUCAACCUUAAUGGUGUCAUGCUGCCAAUAGCAGCUAUGAAUGUAAUCAGUAUUUUGCCACUGCUAAUUUUAGUACCGCUACUGGAGUUUGUCAGCAUCUGUUACCAGUAUUUAAAGAAAACGCCUCCCUCCCCAGUCACAUUCAUAAUAAUCGGGCAUGUGUGUGCAGCUCUGUCUGCACUAAUAGCAGGUAUUUCAGAGAUUCACAGGAAGGACUAUCCUCAGAUGGAUCAGACCAUCUCAGGAACAGUGCUUCAAGUGUCUUCAGUGCCGUGCAUUCAUCUUGCACCUCAGUACAUCUUACUGGGUAUGGCAGAGGCCUUUGUCACACCAGCAUGCUCCGUUAUCGCUUUCUGUCUGACUCCCAUCAACCUCAGAGGGAUCUCCCUACACUUCCUUACCCUCUUCUACGGCGGAGGAUGUUUCCUGGGUGCUCUUCUGAUUCAGUUCUUUUACUUUGUGUCUGGUGGAAGCUUUUACCCAAAUAUAUUAAACAAUGGCAAUAUGGAGAGAUUUUUUCUUACGUUAGCAACAUUGAUGGCCAUAAACACCCUGACAUUCUGGAAAAUCUCUCACAGGUACACGGAUCUGAGUCAAUUAAAUACAAGAGUGAGACAAAGUCACCUGGCUGAAAAGCUUCUACAACAUAAAGCCUGUCUCAGAUAUUAUACAAUGGAACCUUACUAUUCAUAG
This is a messenger RNA of Neoarius graeffei (lesser salmon catfish), 1698 nucleotides long. It is a transcript of the gene slc15a5, whose product is annotated as solute carrier family 15 member 5. Lineage: Eukaryota; Metazoa; Chordata; Actinopteri; Siluriformes; Ariidae. Gene Ontology annotation, cellular component: membrane. Gene Ontology annotation, molecular function: transmembrane transporter activity. The record is from RefSeq and is a predicted model, not a curated record. The transcript is spliced from 9 exons. The coding region runs from base 1 to 1698 and encodes 565 amino acids. Gene Ontology annotation, biological process: transmembrane transport.